GCCGCGUGACGUACCACCAUGUGUAUGGUAUGACCAAACCAGCACGCCCUCUUCUUCUUUCUCCCCCUGCAAGGGCCGAGAUUUUCUUUCACAAUUUCAGGCCAGUGUCCGUCUGCUGUUUUCUUUCACAAGAUCAGACAAGUGUCCUGCUUUUACAAGCUCUGAAGGGAAAAAAACACGCACUGCCCGGCCCCUUCGUCUCCUUCUUCUCCACUCGAUCGUUCUCUGAUUCAGGUGCGCAGUCGGUUUCUUCUAGGAGGAGGAAGAGUAGUCUGCACGGUGGUGAGUCUGUACCGGAGAUGGCAAGCUUCAACGAAGAGAACCGAGCUGCUCCGCAGAGCGAAGAGGCGUCUUUCCAAAACAAGUACGGAGGGAUAUCUCCGAAGAAGCCCCUCAUCAGCAAGGACCACGAGCGUGCCUACUUCGACUCCGCCGAUUGGGUCCUCGGCAAGGUAACGCAUGAAAGAAACCGGCCAAAAAAUACCUUCAACCACUGUAAAAAUCGGUGCUCAGAGCUCUCUCCUGUCUGUGUCCUGCAGCAAGGCGCGAGCAACAGCAGCACGAAGGGCCCCGCCACCGAGCCCCUGAAGCCCAAGCUGCAGCGGACCGCGUACCACCAGCUUCCCCCGCGAAGGCCCGCGUGCACGUCGGGCGGCACGGAGUAGCUGGCGCUCGCCGGCCUUGUGUUCGGCACCGCCGAUGCUCGUGCGCAGGCAGUCCAUCAGAAUGCAUGGUAUUGGAGCGAAUCCGGAUGUAAAUACAGGGAUGCAUGAAUCGUCAGUGUGGAGUUGUGUGAAAUGGAGUCGGUUCGAUCACUCGCUAUCUCUCGUCUUUCUUUUGGUUUCUCGUCUCGAGUGUUCGAGAAAAUUGGGCCGACCAUGACCUGAUGAUUCGCUGGCUAGCUUUGCCGCCUUUCUGCUGUUGACACUGUUACUGUAGCCAUCUCACCUGUCACAUCGCAACCCUAGCAGUGUUGCAUAGUCAUGGACAUAGAUAUUAGAAUCCGACUUGUAUUUAUGUGUUUGAUUUGGUAAAAAAAAAUUGACACGUGAAAUCA
Molecule: messenger RNA, 1057 nt
Organism: Phragmites australis (common reed)
Lineage: Eukaryota; Viridiplantae; Streptophyta; Magnoliopsida; Poales; Poaceae
Exons: 5
Coding region: 30-665 (211 amino acids)
Source: RefSeq, a predicted model, not a curated record